CUGUUGUGACACGACGCGGUAGGCGUGCCAAGCGCUGCCAGCCUUGGCUGUUGUUGCCGGCAACAAUUCAUCUAUUACUACUUUCCGCCGAACGUCAAGCCACGAAAGUUUUCGGGGAAACCGGGAUAUCAUUGCGGUGACCUCUGGUUGUUUGAGGCAUGGUUGCUAGACUCUCCCUUUACAUCGCCGUCUAUGUGACUGAGUAGUCUGACCUUGGCAGUCUCGAACUGCGAAAGAUCUCCGGGGAUAUGGUGAGAAACCAUAGCAAGUCUCGCCAUGGAUGCAAGCAAUGCAAGCGGAGGAAAGUGAAGUGCGACGAGACCUUACCGCGCUGCAACCACUGCUUGCGCCGGCGGGAGAAGUGCUCAUACAUAGAAGAGUAUGGGCACGAGGAGUUGGGCUCGCCCAUGACAAGCACCACGCAGUUCAGCCAGCCACCGCCGCUGCCAGAUGAUAUCAGUUCGUCCUUUGACGAUGGUGCCGGAAAACUGUCCCAGUCGUAUCUUAUUGACAUGGAUCUUAUCCAUUUCUUCAUCACGAGGACAUACAGCACAUUCUGGUCGCGGCCUUCGGGACAGCUCAUCUGGCGGGACGUCGUCUUCCAGGAGGCAUUGAGGCAGCCGGCCUUGCUGAACGGCAUACUGGCUAUUAGUGCCAUACACAAGAUAGUCACCACCAAGACGACCGCUGACUUCAGAAUACUGACUCUGACGAAGCAGAGGGCAACCCUGGAGGGGCUCCUGGCGCUCCUCCCGUCUGUGGAUGCCGAGAGCUGCAACGUGGUGUUUCCUCUAUCCAUGAUCGUCUCGUACUGGGCGCUCGCAUCGAACAACCUUCCGCGUGAGCUGAGCAUUCUCUCGACGGACGCAGAACUCCACUUUGCUCCCGAUACCGACCAGGAUGUCGUCUCGGCAUCUGCGCUGGACCAAUUCAUCGAGCUUGUCCGGAGGAUCCAGCCUGUCAACGCGAUAGUCCAGGCAGGACGCCACUGGCUGCUGCACGGGAAGUACGCGGAAUUUACGUGGUCGCCAGAUCUUGCUGACCUGCCAGAGCUUUCUGAGGAAACGGCCGACGUACUGGCACAUCUCAAGUCCGAGUUUGAGGGGGAGGGCGAGGAUCUAAGAGGCAUGAUAGAUUCGCCCUCGCUGAUGAGUCUUACCAGUCAGUUCAGACUCGCACGGUCUUCGGAGUGGUUCGAGCUGAUCGUCGGCUGGGCGAUCCAGCUGCGAGGGUCCUUUAUUGGCCAUCUGAAGAACCGGUGGCAGCCCGCGCUGAUACUGCUGAGUUAUUGGGCCGUCUGCUUCUACAGGCCAGAUGGGCUUUGGUGGGCGUCAGGUUGGUCGGAGGCUCUGGUUGUGGAGAUCGACGGUAUUGUCAAGGGCGAGAGGUCACGGCUGCUCGACUGGCCGAAGAGAUAUCUUGACAUCAAAGUGCCCUGAACGAAUUUCGCAGGCCUGGUUUUCGUUUCAUUUGAGUGAAGAUAAAUCCUGUGGACUAUCAGGGUAUAAUUGCUAUCUAAUGAGUGCGAUUAUCUAUCACCUUUCCCUACGACGCUGAUUGAACAAAACGGAAUGAACGUAUGUGCACAGAAAGCCCGGCUCAUGAGCCUGUUUCCCAACGAGUUGCAGGAUAGUCAGACAUGUCUGAAGAGGAACUUCUAUCCUUCCUUGAAAAGUCCCCUGUUUCCGGACUUCGUGAAAUGGAAGAGGGCCGGGUGAGAGAUGGCAGCGACGAGUCACAUGGUAUCACUUCCGUCCGUACACGAGGGUGUUGCAGAGGUGCAUUGUUGGAGCCGGCCACGGUUUUGGGACACGAGAAAAGGUCACAGCAAGAUCACAACGAACAAACAACGGG
Messenger RNA from Truncatella angustata, 1854 nucleotides. RefSeq lists its product as uncharacterized. Gene Ontology annotation, biological process: regulation of transcription by RNA polymerase II. The transcript has 4 exons. The record is from RefSeq and is a predicted model, not a curated record. NCBI's taxonomy places the organism in Eukaryota, Fungi, Ascomycota, Sordariomycetes, Amphisphaeriales, Sporocadaceae. Bases 249 to 1439 code for a protein of 396 amino acids. Gene Ontology annotation, molecular function: DNA-binding transcription activator activity, RNA polymerase II-specific; zinc ion binding.